UAUGUUAAGGUUACAAAUUACAAUAUAAUUUUCAAAACAAUGAAGAUCUUCGUUAUUUUUUUGUUUAUCUCCUUGCAUAUCUUGCCAUGUCUUUCUUUUACUUCAUUUGUGUUUGGAGAUUCUCUGGUUGAUGCUGGAAACAAUGACUAUCUUUUCACACUCUCAAAGGCAGAUUCACCUCCUUAUGGCAUUGAUUUCAAGCCCUCUGGUGGAAAACCCACAGGCAGAUUCACCAAUGGUCGAACUAUAUCAGACAUUGUGGGUCAAGCCCUUGGAGCCAAGUCAUUUCCCCCACCUUACUUAGCCCCAAACACUCAAGUUGAUGCAAUUCAUAGAGGAAUAAAUUAUGCUUCCGGAGCCUCAGGCAUACUGGAUGAAACAGGAUCCUUGUUCAUAGGGAGAGUUCCAUUAAGGGAGCAAGUGAACUAUUUUGAGCAAAGUAGAAAUUACAUGGUGAAUGUGAUGAGAGAGAAUGGUACAAAGGAACUUUUAAAGAAGGCAAUCUUCUCUCUAACCACUGGGUCCAAUGACAUAUUGAAUUAUGUUCAACCAUCAAUACCCUUUUUUGAAGGUGACAAGGUUUCUCCCUCUACCUACCAAGAUUAUAUGGUUUUCAACUUAACCACACAGCUUAAGCGAUUACAUGAACUGGGGGCAAGAAAGUUCAUUGUGGUUGGGGUUGGACCAAUAGGAUGCAUUCCAUUUGUUCGAUCACUUAAUUUACUAGCAAGUGGAAAAUGCUCAAUUAAAGUGAACGACUUGAUCCAAGGCUACAAUAAGAAACUGAACAUGGCGUUGGAUCAAUUAAAUCAACAGUUGGGACCAGAAGCUAUUUUUGUAUAUGCUAACUCCUUUGAUAUUGUCAUGAGGAUCAUACUAAACUAUCAUCAAUAUGGAUUUGAGAAUGCAAAUGACCCAUGUUGCGGAGGAAACUUUCCACCAUUUGUUUGCUUUAAGGGCCCCAAUGCAAAAACCUCUGCUCUGUGUGAUGAUCGAUCAAAGUAUGUGUUUUGGGAUGCAUAUCACCCAACAGAAGCUGCUAAUAUCAUCAUUGCCAAAAUGUUGCUAGACGGGGAUGAAAGCGUUAGCUUUCCUAUCAACAUUCGUGAGCUUUACAACUACAAUUCCUAACUAGUGUGUUGAGAGUAUCAUUCAGAAUUCACUAGUCCAGCUACAAGUCGUUUAAGUAGUUUUCUGUGUUAUGUAAUAAGUGGUUCUACCACGUGCAGUGCAUGUGAUGCUGAAGUUAGUUGUCAGUGGAUUAGUUUGUUAUUUCUGUUAGUUAGUUAAUCCUGUAUAUAUAUCAUUAUCCAACUUAAUGAAGAUUCAGUUAAUUAAGCAUUUUCAUCA
Quercus lobata is the source of this 1350-nucleotide messenger RNA. RefSeq names its product GDSL-like Lipase/Acylhydrolase superfamily protein. Bases 40 to 1131 code for a protein of 363 amino acids. The record is from RefSeq and is a predicted model, not a curated record. Gene Ontology annotation, molecular function: hydrolase activity, acting on ester bonds. The transcript is spliced from 5 exons. NCBI's taxonomy places the organism in Eukaryota, Viridiplantae, Streptophyta, Magnoliopsida, Fagales, Fagaceae.